This is a messenger RNA of Aspergillus glaucus CBS 516.65, 1740 nucleotides long. RefSeq names its product putative MFS pantothenate transporter. The record is from RefSeq and is a predicted model, not a curated record. Gene Ontology annotation, biological process: pantothenate import across plasma membrane. The coding region runs from base 287 to 1663 and encodes 458 amino acids. NCBI's taxonomy places the organism in Eukaryota, Fungi, Ascomycota, Eurotiomycetes, Eurotiales, Aspergillaceae. The transcript has 2 exons. Gene Ontology annotation, cellular component: plasma membrane. Gene Ontology annotation, molecular function: pantothenate transmembrane transporter activity.
AACCAAUACGGCAAAAUACUCCCACCAUGAGACAUUCAAAGAUCUCUGGAUAGCAUCGGAAAGCCUGUUCAGGCAUGUGAUGUGCGUUUUAUCGUGAUAUUACCCGGAAUGCUACGUUAUCCGACCAAUCCCAACGGACCAUGAAGCCAUCCAGACCGACAGCGAUAGCAAAGAAGAUAGCGAAGAUCUUUCCCAGUGCUUGAUUGACCCCGCUGGGAUUUUACAGAGCACAAGUACUCCAUAAUCCGGGGAAUCGCAUCUGUCCAUCAUCUUCGUGGGCAGCAACAUGGGAUUCUUCGCAACCCUAUCGCCCGAGCGCCGGCUUCUAUGGAAGAUCGACUUCUUCAUCCUCUCCUUCUGCUGUGUUACUUACUUCUUUAAUUACCUCGAUCGCUCCAAUUUGACCAAUGCGUAUGUGUCCGGUAUGCAGGAGGAGCUUGCCUUUCACGGCAACCAACUCAAUGUCAUCAACACCGUGUUUACCGUCGGUUACAUUAUCGGCCAGAUCCCGUCCAAUCUGGCAGUGACUUAUGUCCGGCCGCGCUACUUCUUCCCGGCCAUGGUUCUUUUCUGGGGCGGGCUUACGAUGAUCACGGCCGCGGUGCGUAAUCCUCAGGGUAUCAUGGCGAUACGGUUCUUUUUGGGCGUAGCGGAGGCUAGUACGUUUGCUGGAACGCAUUAUAUCCUGGGAUCGUGGUAUACAGAGAGCGAAUUGGGGAAGCGAAGUGGCAUCUUCACGGCCUCGGGGCUUGCGGGGACGAUGUUUGGAGGGUUUAUCCAGACUGGUAUACAUUCGUCGCUGGAUGGUACGUCGGGAAUGUCGGGAUGGAGAUGGCUGUUUAUCAUUGAUGGUCUCAUCACGUUUCCAAUCGCGAUUUACGGCCUAUUCCUGUUUCCCGAUACUCCGACUACCACGCGAGCUCCGUAUCUGACAGAGUCGGAACGCGCCUUGGCUGUCUCUCGCCUGCCUGAAGUCAAUGCCGACAAAGCUCCAUUGGACCUCAAGUUCAUCAAACGGCUCUUCACCACCUGGUACUGGUGGGGGUUCGUCAUCCUUUGGGUCAUUGCGGGGGAAACCGAAUCGUUUUCCAGUAAUACUUUACUGGCUUUGUACAUGAAGGCGCAUCCGACCAUUCAUUACUCAGUCGCUCAGUUAAACAACUACCCUACUGGCGUUCCCGCAGUCGGCAUCAUAUCGACUUUGUUCUGGUCCUGGUUGACGGAUAUCCUACGCGGAAAGCGGUAUAUGGUUGGCUAUUUCAUUGGAAUCACCUGCAUCGUGACCUCAGUCUUGAUCCUGACCCAGUUUGACUCGACUGCGACCGUCUUCGGGGCAUACUACUGGGCCGGAGCGGUGUAUGCUUGCCAGGCCACAUUUUUUGCAUGGUGCAACGACGCCAUGCGGGCGCAGGAUGCACGACAGCGGUCUGUGGUAAUUGCCAGCAUGAACCUGGGGAACAACGCGGUCAAUGCGUGGUGGAGCAUUAUUUUCUACUCUGCAGAUCUGGCACCGCGCUUUACGCGGGGUAUGUGGGCGAUGGUGGGCUGUUCGAUCGCGUUGAUUCUGUGGACCUCGGGAAUCUGGUUUGUGACUGCGAGAGAGGAACGGCAGCCAGUUCAGGAUGAACCAAAGGCAGAGAGACAAAUAGUGAAGCAUGAAUAGUACAUAGUAGCAUCUAAAUACAUACCUGCAUAAUCUGCAUAAUUUGUCAGCAUACAUCAUCGCACUUCAUCCUCAAC